AUGUUAAGAUCUACAACCCUUAGAGCCGCCAGAGGACUGUUAAGAAGGAAUGUUGGUCUUCAAGCCGGAACACCCGCUACUAAAAUUGCAAGCGUAGGAACUUUGAAAUCCAUUUCUGCUAUUAGACACAUCUCUAAUGAACCAACCAAGACAUUUACGAGGUUAUCUAAUGCUUCAGAUAAACAAAGAGACCAAAUCUUCAAUUACACUUGGGGUUCUUGGUUAAAAAAUGACAAACUAGAGAAAGAAAGAAGAACUACCCAAUUUUCUAUUGAAGGCCUAAGCAAAGUCAUUAACAAUCUAUAUAUCGAAUCAAAGGAAAUCUCAAAAUUAGAUCCUAAAACCUUAGGUUCUAUCAAAGCCCAUAAAGAUUCUACUGUAACUUUGCCAAAUAAUGUUAAUAUCAAGAACUUAGAUGUUUUAAAUGCUAACGAAAAACAAGUUCAGCUUAAAACUAUAUCCAGUUUCCACGAAGGUAAACACCAUAGAAUAUACAAGAUAGAUACUAAUUUACCAGGAAAGUCGUUGGUUUUGCGUAUUCCUUACAAUAUUGACCCAUCCAAGACUAUUUCCAAUAGAAUCAAGAGUGAAGUUGCCACUAUGAAUUUCGUCGCAACUAAAUGUGGUAUUAAAACUCCUACUGUUUAUAUGUACUCUGAGAAUUCGGCUAACCCUGUUGGCACACCAUUCAUUCUUGAAGAGUUUAUUGACGGUGAACUUUUGAUGAAACAAUGGGACCCACUUUGUGACGAUGGAACAAACAGUAAACCACCAGAACAAUUGAAGAAAGUUAUUGAUAUAGUUGCUGAUUUCCAUUCCAAAUUGAAUUCCAUUCAAUUUAAUACCGUUGGUUCUUUAUACUUCAAAGAAGAUGUUGAUUCAAAGAUUUUAAAUGACAAAAACACUGAAAUUAUUGAUAACAAAUGGGUUGUUGGACCAGUCAUGGAGAGAUCUUUCUGGAGAAAAAAGAAUGGAUUAAAUGGUGAAAUUGACACUUAUCUAGGUCCAUGGAAUGAAAAAGGUGGCUCAAUUUCAAGCAUUAUCAAGAAUUUGGGUUCAAUUGAACACGAAAACGCCAAAGGCCGUGCAAGCCUGAUCGAUGCAAAUAGUUCAUCUGAGAUCGCAAAGAAGGAUGUAAUUAAUGACCAAAUUUCAACAUUUGACAGAUUAACAAAGAUUGCCCCUUACCUAUUCAAUUUAAGUUUAAAGGAUAACAAAACAGUUCCAAACUUGGAAGAUUUGUUAAAAUCAAGUAUAUAUGAUCCCGAUUUAGAUCCAAUGAACAUCAUUGUUUCAAAGACCGAUGGUACUCCAUAUUUAUUAGAUUUUGAAGGCUCUGUCGUUAAACCCUUUAUUUUACAGAGCUCCCCAAGAUUUGUAGAAUAUGAUGGUCCAAAGAUUUACAACAUCAAAGAUGAAAUUCCAGAUUUCGACAAAUUGAGUGAAAAUGAAAAAGUUCAGUGCCAAUUCAUUUACAAAAGAACUCGUAAUCAAUAUCUAUGGGAAAAUGCUUUGAAUGAAAGAAAUCCAAACUUGAUUGUUUCAAUGGCUCCACCAAUCAAAUUAUUAAGAAGUCCAUACGCGGCAGCAAACGAAAGGAAAACAGAUCAAGAUUACCUAUUAAUUGACGAGAAUUUGUUGCAAUUAAAACAAAUCUGGAGUGAAUUAUUCAAGAAUAAACUUGUCUCUGAAGAGAAAUUCCCUCUAGAAUAUACAGAAGAAGAAAUUAAGAAGCACGUUGAGGAUUUGGCUAAAUUACAAGAAAAACUAGUCACUACUCCUUUCGCAGCCACCCAAGGUUGGAUUCCACAAGAUAUGUUUGAUAAUUUAGUCAAAAGUGGUUUGUUGAUCCAGGAAAGUAAUGGUGAUUAUUCUUUCAAGCCUGUUCUUACUCCAGAACCCACCGAAUCUGACAAAGGGACUCCAUCGGAAAAUAAAUAA
Molecule: messenger RNA, 1941 nt
Organism: Maudiozyma barnettii
Lineage: Eukaryota; Fungi; Ascomycota; Saccharomycetes; Saccharomycetales; Saccharomycetaceae
Gene: AIM9
Product: Aim9p
Exons: 1
Coding region: 1-1941 (646 amino acids)
Cellular component (GO): mitochondrion
Source: RefSeq, a predicted model, not a curated record